UCAACCUAUCUCAACCUAUUUCAACAUAUCUGUAUUCAAAAUGAAAAGCCUUAAAAAAGUUUUUCUGUUUCUUUUCGUUUUGAUACAAUUAAAUAUUUUCUGUUUAUCAAAAAGCAUAGAUGAUAAUUCUGAGGAGGAUAAGUUAGAACAAUUUUUAAAGGAGAUAGCCGAACUACCUUCCCAACACUUAAUUGUUAAACGUGAUGCCGUAUCAGAGGCUGAAUUAAAUCUAAAUAAUCCUAUACCAAAAGAAGAUCUUAUCGAAUUUAUAAAGAAUAUUCCAAAAAAUAAAGUUAAACUACCAGAACUUAUUGGUGUAUUAGCUAAAACUCCUUUUCAAUUGUACAGUGAGAGAAGAAGAAAACUUCUUCUAGCUGUUAUUGAGAAAUUAGAUGAAUUGACGUCAAAGAUUUCUGAAUUAAAUUUAACAGAUGAGGAGGCAAAACCACUAAUUGAAGUAGAUGAAGAUGUACACAAUAAAUGUGUUUCAAAUGAAAAAACCGAAACAUCCGAAUUACGACAGUGUAUGCUGGAAAUUUUAAAAACUAAAGAAAUUGAAUUGUUGGAAAAGCGUGAAAAAAAAUCGAAGAAAUUUCUAAAAUCUUUGAAAAUUUUAAAAGCUGUUGAAGUCGUAGUCGAAUUCGGUCAAAAAGCCUAUGAAGUAGCUAAAGAGUUUUUGUAAUAAUAAUAAAAAAUAAUAACAAUUAAAACUCUUGACAGUGCUAAGAAAAAUUUGCCACUGUAUUUUGAAUAAUAAUAAUAAUAAUAAUAAUUAUUAUUAUUAUUAUUAUUAUAUAAUAAUAAAAACUGUGAUAGUGCUAAUAAAAAAGUUCCACUGUAUUCUGAUUAUAUGUUAAUAAAUAAUUUUUUAUUAUCUUA
Leptopilina boulardi is the source of this 879-nucleotide messenger RNA. RefSeq lists its product as uncharacterized. The record is from RefSeq and is a predicted model, not a curated record. NCBI's taxonomy places the organism in Eukaryota, Metazoa, Arthropoda, Insecta, Hymenoptera, Figitidae. The coding region runs from base 41 to 682 and encodes 213 amino acids. The transcript has 2 exons.